GCCCGGUGGGGAUCCCCUGCUCGGCGGGACCCCUUGCCCGUCGGGACCGCUUGCCCGGCGGGACCCCUUGCCCGGCGGGACCGCUUGCCCGGUGGGGACCCCCUGUCCAGCUGGAGCUCCUGCCCGGUGGGACACCCUGCCCGGCGGGACCCCCUGCCCGGCGGGGACCUCCCUCCCAGCAGAACGGGCUCGGCGGCGCAGCAUGAGCAGCGUCCAGCUGCAGGACUUCGCGGCGGGCUGGGUGGGCGGAGCCGCCAGUGUGAUUGUGGGCCACCCCCUGGACACAAUCAAGACUCGUUUGCAAGCUGGGCAAGGAUAUGGAAAUACACUCAACUGUGUUCUCACUGUGUACCGAAAUGAGUCUGUGGCUGGCUUCUUCAAAGGCAUGUCCUUCCCACUGGCCAGCAUCGCUGUCUACAGCUCCGUGGUGUUCGGCGUCUUCAGCAACACACAACGGUUCCUCAGCCAACUCCGCCAUGGAGACCCAUCCCAUACACCAGCGCUUGCUGAUGUGGCUCUGGCCAGCAUGGUGGCAGGGUUUGUCUCCGUGGGCAUCGGCACUCCUGUGGACCUAGUAAAGAUACGGCUACAGAUGCAAACACAGCCUUACAUUGAAGCAAACAUUAAACUAAAGCCCACAGUUCCUGGAUUUCCUGUGUACCGAGGCCCAAUUCACUGCUUCAGGACAGUCCUACAGAAAGAGGGGAUAGCAGGAAUAUACCGAGGCGCGGGAGCAAUGCUUCUGAGGGAUGUUCCUGGGUACUGCCUCUAUUUCAUCCCUUACACAUUUUUCUGUGGAUGGAUUACCCCUGAUGGAUGCAUUUCCCCUAAUCCCUCCUCCAUCUGGCUGGCAGGGGGUGUAGCAGGAGCCAUUUCCUGGGGGACUGCAACUCCAAUGGAUGUUGUGAAAAGUCGUCUUCAGGCAGAUGGAGUUUAUUUAAACAAGUACAAAGGGACCUUUGACUGUAUCUUGCAGAGCUACCACAAUGAGGGCUUAAAAGUCUUUUUUAGGGGCAUCACGGUCAAUGCAGUGCGAGGAUUCCCAAUGAGUUCAGCCAUGUUUCUUGGCUAUGAACUUUCCCUCACAGCAAUGAAAAGAGACCAAACUGAGACCAAUCCUUAACUUCCAGUGUAGUCAAGAUGACCUGAAAGUCUCCUGCUUUCCUGAGCCAAAUCAGCAGCAUGGUGUUGGGGCUGCUCUGAUCGAAGUCUCCUGUUCUGCAACUACAGCAUCUGCUUUCUCUUCUGCCAUGGACUUUGUCCCUGGAGGACUCUGAAAACUGCACCAGCUCAAUGAAAUCAAAAUACCCUUUUUUAUAAAAUCUUUUGCUCUUUUGUCUAAAAGCACCUUAAUAAUUCCCGGGUUGAUGUUGGGUUUUUUCACCAAUGACAUUUUUCCCACUGAGUGGACAGAACCACUUCCCUUACCCACAUGAGUGAGACAGAUAUACCCAAACCCAGCCCAACUGACAUCAACCAAGGGAGUGUCUUUUGUACAAUACUGGGUACAACUUGUCUUUUUUGUGAACAAAGACAAGAGGAGGUGUGAUGGGUGUGCUGGUGCUUUUCGUGUAAGAAGGUAUGGAUUCUCACCAAAUCCCAGCUUGCUUUCAGGAUCCAUAUGAAUGGAUACUCACGUUUUGCAGCAUAAAACUCUCCAGUUUCCACAACUUGGGCAAGUUUAUAAUGAAAAGAUGUGACGGGCUUCAACAACUUCAGUUUGUUAUCUAAGGUAUAAAUUAAAUUGGGAAAAGGGAGGAUAUUAAUUUCAGAGACGAAGCUGCUCUUUUUCAUCAGAAAACAAUAAAACCAGUCUGCAUUUCACAUUGAUGGGUGCCUAUCAAUUUACGUAACUCACCUUGUGUAUAGCUCCAGGGACCUGUUAGAGGCAUCUCGUUGGACCAUCUGAUUUCCCUGAUGCGACAGUCUAGCUUUGCCAAUUGCCAAAUCCUGCAGACACCACUUUUCAGUCUUGAGAUACUACCAGCAAAGGAAGUCUCCUUAAAGGAUGCAGAGUUUAUCCCAAACUAUUCUCUAAAAUACACAGGCCAGCUUCAGACCUCCAGCUCUUUGCUACAAUCCUGCUGAGACAACUGGGGCAGACCCAGGUCUCUUUUUGCUCUACCUCAACCCUUCAAUUAUUCCAAGAUCUUUUACAUCAUUAUUAUUGCUGUUAAAUAUCUCCAUGCUUUAUUUUCUAAGCAUGGAAAUUCUGAUGCCAAAAACCAAGAAGAACUGGCUACUGGGACAAGAGGACUCUGGUGGCACUGGCAGGAGAUGCUGAGAGGUAACAGCCUUGCACGCAGAGGAACAUGUGGCAUGGGGGAACAGUCUGGGCCAACACUGUCCUCUGGGAAAUGUAUGGUUCCCCUCAUCUUCCUCUGGAGAAGAAUUCUGGGGAAAAAGGCCAGCAAUGGCAGUUUUAGCAGAUGCCCUCAUAAAGGUUUUUGAAGACAACCUGGAGCAGCGAUCCAGCUUUCCUCCAAAAAAGCUGGAGAAGGAAACUCCUACAUCCUCUUCCCUGGAUGAAUGGAGGAACUGGUGACAAGACUCGAAGACCUCAGCAGAAAGUGCCUAAAAACUCGAGUCUGGAGCAGUAUUCAGAAAUGGGGUCCCCAACCUUGGACUCCACUGGGGCCCAAACUAAAUCAGAAGUGUGGUUUCCCUCAAAACUGGCCUUAAAAAGUGGGAGAAACAGCUGGUGUUGUUUCUUCUCAGGACUUGCAGGUGAGUAGGCUCACGGUGCCUCUGAGCUUGGCAAGAACACAGGGAACUGGUUUUGAUAAACAAUAUAGAUAAAACUGAUGAGUCUCGACACAAGUAUUUGUUUCUGCAUUUGAGGAUUCAUCCUUUCCAUGUUACCUCUUUUAAUGCAUAUACAUAAAAUGUUCUCUAGAUGUGUAAUAUCAUAUGUCUCCAGGGAUAAUACCUGGGAAGACUGUUUUUUCAGUGCAAAUAAAGGGUGUCGCUCAUCUGUCUGCAUUAUGUAAAAUGAACCACUAAUUAAUUAAACCUAUGACGUUUGCAACCA
Molecule: messenger RNA, 3031 nt
Organism: Columba livia (rock pigeon)
Lineage: Eukaryota; Metazoa; Chordata; Aves; Columbiformes; Columbidae
Gene: SLC25A48
Product: solute carrier family 25 member 48
Exons: 8
Coding region: 203-1123 (306 amino acids)
Biological process (GO): transmembrane transport
Cellular component (GO): mitochondrion
Molecular function (GO): transmembrane transporter activity
Source: RefSeq, a predicted model, not a curated record